AUGGAGGAACGAUACAAACUCGCUAGUAAGCGAAGCCGCACAGGCUGCAUCCCUCUACGUGAGCGGAGAAGUGCGUUAGGCCCUGGUCAGCACUCCCCAUGGUCUUUUGACGGUGCCCAAGUUUCGACGGACUCGCCUACGAGACGCACUGUGUCGCCGACCAGCAAGCUUGUUCAGAUGUCAAAGUCUUUGCACUCCGAUCUAAACAGGUCGUUGAAUCCUUUCCAUACCUUACCUAUCAAGAUGCCUUUCAAGUCACUGGAACUUCUCCGAUAUUUCUUUCAGACCGGGCAGAACUGUUUGUCACAAGAACUGCGCGAUAGGCCGACUAUGGUUAUCCAUGAUCCUGAUGUUCUGCGCAAUCUUUUACUAAUAUCCAGUCUUCACUAUGCGUGGAAUGCAGGCGACCUCCAAUUGUUUGAGUCCACAUUCCUAUUCCACAAGAUUCAGAGUAUACGCCAAGUCAAUUUAUGGCUUCAGAAUUCCGAAAAUAGAAAAGACAUUAUGAUGUGUACAAAUUAUAUCAAUACAUUGUGCUUUAUAGAGUGUUGCCUUGGUAACUUCAACAUUGCAGAUUCGCACCUAAAUGGCCUCAUGUUGUAUUUAGAUUCUACACGGCAAUUGCUUGACAACGACUCUGCAUCGAAUGAGGUCGAAUCCGAGAUGAUAGAUCGCUAUCUCAUAUUGGUGUGCAAUUUCGUUUCAAGUCAAAAGAACCGUGUAGAUGACUUUCUUAAAAGUCACGAUACAGUUGCUUCGCCUUUUGAUUCUGGAGACUCAUUGCCUUUAAUACAUAAAUGGCACCACCAAGAAGAAACUGGCCCUGCAUUUCGCCUUAGAACCGUGUCCAUGAUGCCAUUCUUCUUUACGCCUAUCACUCUGGAUAAAAUGCCCAAAGAUAUCGAUGCACGAGCCAUUAUAGAUGCCCUUCAACAUACAACCUAUCUACACGGCUUGAGGUAUGGAAAGGUGUCAGAUGCGGUCACUAGUGCAACCUGGAAGGUUUGGAAGAGUGGCAGUGCUGUGAAGCUAUUCUCUGCAAUCAUCAAUGGUCAUAUGGAAAUCUUUUCCGCCACACAGGCGUCGGAUGAGAGUCAGAUAUAUGAAACUCGGCCAAUUUUAUCAUCUUGGUCUGGCCUCUGCGUCGGAGUCGGCAUAUAUCUGGCUACUGUUCUUGGAAUGAGCAAUCGGGGUUUACCACCGGUAACUCAACUACAUCAUCACACUCUCAAUAUUUUGAAGCGUGACAUGGAGAGGGGCUUCCGACUUUUGGACGAAAUGAGUCAGGAGGAGCAAGAUUUGUGGUUUUGGAAGGUAUAUGCCGGGUCGUUGAGUCUAAUGCAUGCUCAGUCACUCUCUUAUAGUAAACAGUUGGACGAACUGUUUUUAAAAUUCACUUACUACCUACGAAUGUGGGGGGUGAGGUCGGGUGUCACGGGAUGGGCAGAAGCAAGAAAAAUAUUAAUGCGUACUGCUUGGCCUGUAAUGUCAAAUCAGGAUAGCUUGAUGUUGUCACUGUGGGAGAUAUAUAUAGCAGGAAGCUGA
Molecule: messenger RNA, 1545 nt
Organism: Fusarium venenatum
Lineage: Eukaryota; Fungi; Ascomycota; Sordariomycetes; Hypocreales; Nectriaceae
Source: RefSeq, a predicted model, not a curated record